UCCCCCAUGACGGGCAAAAUGGCGGCGUCCGCGAGGAGUGUACUUAGCCGCUCGGCCCGGGAUACCGGUCACAUUUUGGGGCGCCACUUUGUUCUCGUGGCCAAGUGCUUGUGUUCCGCUACUGCUUCGGCUCGGCCUUCGAGUGCUCAGCAGCUAGCGGAGAAGCUGCGAGCCAAGAAGGAAGAAGAGAAAGCGAAGAAAAGAGAGGUGCCUAGAGACCCUGUUCAGAGGAGAGUGCAGGAGCUGAAGCAGUACACUAAACAGCUACAGAAUGUCCACCCCAAUGUGUUAUCUAAGGCACUGAAGAGAGGUAUCCUACAUGAAGACAAGAACCUUGUUGUUAUUAACAAGCCAUAUGGCCUCCCUGUGCAUGGUGGCCCAGGGGUCAAGACCUGUAUCACCGACAUCCUGCCUAUUUUGGCCAAGAUGUUAUAUGGCCACAAAGCAGAGCCAUUGCACCUCUGCCAUCGCCUGGACAAGGAGACAACUGGAGUGAUGGUGUUGGCACGGGACAGGGAGACGGCUCACCAAGUCCAAGAGUUGUUUAAAACUCGGCAGGUGGCAAAGAAGUACUGGGCCAUCUGUGUGGGCGUCCCCAUGCCUUCAGCAGGGAUGAUAGAAAUCCCUAUCAUUGAGAAGGAGGUGCAAGGCCAGCAGCAACACCAUAAGAUGACACUGGCACCCAGCUACCGCAUGGAGAAUGGGAAAACCAUGAAGGUGCGUCCAAACAGGCAUGCUCAUGUUGCUGUGACCCAGUACAAGGUGCUGAGCAGCACUCUGUCCUGUGCCCUCCUAGAGCUGCAGCCCGUCACAGGGGUGAAGCAUCAACUUCGAGUCCACCUAGCCUUUGGAUUGGGGUGUCCAAUCCUUGGGGAUCACAAAUAUUCUGACUGGAACAAGUUGGCACCCCAGAAGCUGUCUGUUGGCAUCCUGAAGAAACUGGGUCUGGAACAGACAAAGACCCGUUACCUUCCUCUCCACUUGCAUGCCCAGCAGCUGAUCCUACCUCCCCUGGGCUCUGAGAGCCAGGACCUUAACUUGGUUUGCAAGCUCCCCCGAUUCUUCGUGCACACUUUAUCACGCCUAUGCCUGGAAAUCCCUAAAAAAGACUGAAGAGAACACAGUGUAGGACAAUCGGACAAGUUUUCAUUGGGCUCAUUGGCUUUGUUUCUGUGAAACGAGGUUAAAGAGGUGACCCCCAAGGAGGAGGUCUUCAUCUUCCUCCAGGUACUCUUGACUUUGAAGUUGAAGAUGCUGUCUGGGUUGACUUUCUGUGGAAUUAGAAUCCAGUAUCCAAAUGUACAAGGGACUGAAGAGUCUCGGUUGUUUGGAUUCUCUUACAUCAAACAACGCUUAUUUUCUGAUAAGGGAAGCAGGUUGUGGAGAUACUUGUUUUGAGGGUCUGUAUUAACGCCUCACUUCACUGGGACAGAAGAACCCUGCCAAGCUAGGCAGACUGGUCCAAGGGGGAGAAUGAAAUGUAGAUAAUCCCCAAAGAUAGAAACAAGAACCAAGAGCUAUAUUCUCCCUGCAAUAAAAUUCUUAUCUAAA
Molecule: messenger RNA, 1551 nt
Organism: Dromiciops gliroides (monito del monte)
Lineage: Eukaryota; Metazoa; Chordata; Mammalia; Microbiotheria; Microbiotheriidae
Gene: RPUSD4
Product: RNA pseudouridine synthase D4
Exons: 7
Coding region: 7-1113 (368 amino acids)
Biological process (GO): pseudouridine synthesis
Molecular function (GO): RNA binding; pseudouridine synthase activity
Source: RefSeq, a predicted model, not a curated record